Molecule: messenger RNA, 917 nt
Organism: Sceloporus undulatus (fence lizard)
Lineage: Eukaryota; Metazoa; Chordata; Lepidosauria; Squamata; Phrynosomatidae
Product: anionic trypsin-like
Exons: 6
Coding region: 1-819 (272 amino acids)
Biological process (GO): proteolysis
Molecular function (GO): serine-type endopeptidase activity
Source: RefSeq, a predicted model, not a curated record
AUGGGGACAGGAGGCAGCAAAGAACGCUGCCUGAAAAUCGCCCCCUGGGACACAGCCAGAACGAGCUUUGGUGCAAGUGAUUUUGUAAUUCUUAUUCUUUGCUUUUCCUGUUUGUUAGUUGCUGCCCCCCUGGAUGAUGAUGAUAAGAUUGUUGGAGGAUACACCUGCCAGAAAAACUCUGUCCCUUAUCAGGUGUCACUGAAUGCUGGGUACCAUUUCUGUGGUGGUUCCCUCAUCCAUGACCGAUGGGUGGUUUCAGCUGCUCAUUGCUACAAAUCCCGCAUCCAAGUGAGGCUCGGAGAGCACAACAUUAUGGAGCUGGAAGGAGAUGAGCAGUUCAUCAAUUCUGAAAAAGUUAUUCGCCAUCCCAAAUACAACUCUUGGCUCCUGGAUAAUGACAUUAUGCUCAUCAAGCUGGAAGCCCAUGCUGCCCUUUCUUCACGCAUCUCAGCCAUCACUCUGGGCUAUGAAUGUGCAGCUGCUGGGACUAACUGCCUGAUCUCUGGUUGGGGCAACACUCUCAGCGAUGGUGUCAAUUACCCUGACCUUCUUCAGUGCCUGAAUGUGCCAAUCCUGUCUGAUGAAGAAUGCAGAAAUGCUUACCCAGGACAAAUCACUGACAAUAUGAUCUGCAUUGGAAACCUAGAGGGUGGCCAAGACUCCUGCCAGGGUGAUUCUGGUGGCCCAGUGGCAUGUGAUGGAAUGCUCCAGGGUAUCGUUUCCUGGGGAAUAGGAUGUGCUCUGCCUGGUUAUCCUGGUGUCUAUACCAAACUCUGCAACUACAUCGACUGGAUUCAUGACACUAUUGCUGCCAACUAAAACUACUAUGUUGCCACCUGUUUCAACAUGCUGGUGUCUUUUGCUUCUUGUAAUUAAUCUUGAUAAAGGAAAUAAAGGAAAUAGAUAGAGAAAGAUUU